AUGGUGGCAUUCAUUUAUGCAUCCGAAGAUAACAAUUUCGAAUUGAAAUUAUUAAAUGUAAUAUUUAGACAUGGAGAUCGAACGCUUGACGACACUUUAGGUGAACAAUAUCCAAAUGAUCCUUAUUUAAAUUAUAGUUUCUAUCCGAUGGGUAAAGGACAGUUAACAAACAAUGGUAAGCUACGAGUAUUUAAAUUAGGUGAAUUUCUUCGAAAAAGAUACGACAAUUAUUUGGAUACUGUGUAUAUUCCAAAAAUGAUCGAAGCUUAUAGUUCUGAUUUGGAUAGAACAAAAGCAUCUUUACAACUCGUCCUAGCAGGACUUUUCCCAGCUAAAGGUAUUCAAAUAUGGAAUCCUAAAUUAUUGUGGCAACCAAUUCCUACGAAAUAUAAUUCAAGAGUCAAUGAUAAUCUUUUUCUCGCAGACGAGUGUCCUCGAUAUUUGGACGAAUACAACAAAGUGUUGGAAUCUUCUGAAUUUAAAAAAGAAAGUGAACGGUACAAAGACUUGGCCAUUGAACUCACUAAAUAUACUGGACACAAUAUUAGUACUCCUUUGCAUUUUACCCAUCUCUAUGAAACAUUAAUGAUACAGUAUUAUACAGGCCUUUCUUUACCUGCUUGGACGAAACCAUUCUUUCCAAACGGUAGACUUUAUGAUGCUGCUCUUUUUGGUAUAAAAAUAGGAAAUUAUAAUAAAUCAUUAAGAAAAUUAUACGGAGGAGCCAUGCUUAAAGAAUUUAUAAAGAACAUGAUUGGAUAUGUAAAUGGUACUUUAGAAAAAGAAACAAAAUUGUUUUUAUAUAGUGGUCACGAAAUAAAUAUUAUUAGUUUAUUGUUUAAUUCGAAUCUAUAUGAACAACAUUAUCCUGAAUUUUCCAGUAGCAUUUUUAUGGAACUUUUGUACAAAGAAGAGAUAUAUUAUGUCAGAAUAUUAUAUUACCUGGGAAUCCCACCGGAACUUAAAGUACUUCGGCUUCCAGGUUGCGAGGAUACAUGUCCGUUAGAUAAAUUUUUUCAAUUGACUAUUGACGAUAUACCUUCAGACGAAGAUAUGAUUUGUGAUAAAACAAAAACUCCAAGAUAUGCUGAUCAAAAGUAUGAUCUUGAUAGAAGUCAGUAUCAAAAUUGGAAAGAUCAAUCUGAUAUUCUAUUGUACACUGAUAUUUAA
Polistes canadensis is the source of this 1170-nucleotide messenger RNA. RefSeq names its product venom acid phosphatase Acph-1-like. Gene Ontology annotation, biological process: dephosphorylation. The transcript is spliced from 7 exons. The record is from RefSeq and is a predicted model, not a curated record. Bases 1 to 1170 code for a protein of 389 amino acids. Gene Ontology annotation, molecular function: phosphatase activity. NCBI's taxonomy places the organism in Eukaryota, Metazoa, Arthropoda, Insecta, Hymenoptera, Vespidae.